Messenger RNA from Lymnaea stagnalis (great pond snail), 6508 nucleotides. Lineage: Eukaryota; Metazoa; Mollusca; Gastropoda; Lymnaeidae. The record is from the annotation of a GenBank genome assembly.
ACUGCUGCUGACUGUAGUUUUGUACACAUGAUGGGUACAUGGACAUGAUAGUAUGACUCAAGUAUGAGUGUUAGUAUUAUUAACAGUAACAGUUUGUGUAUUUUUUUUUUACUCUUGAUGCUUUUAUUUUUUGGUAAAUGUGAAGUGAUAGUACAGCGGUCGCCGCGAACUUAUGUCCUAAAUCUAUCCCUAAACCUAACGUGAACCCUAAAUAUAUCCCUGCCUAGACGUAAACAUAAAAGUAAAAGUAAACCCUAAGCCUAAACUAAACUUAAACUACACUUAUUGAAUUGUCACUUAUCCAUUACUGACCUUACAUAACCAGGGACAAAACACGCAAAUGACGUCAGGGUGCUAUCUCUUCACAUUAGUAUUAGCCGUUUUAUUAUAUUGUAUGGACAUGUUGGUAGGGUUUCAGUUUUUAUAUUUAAAUUGUAACUUGUAAGCCUAGUAGGCCCUACUUGUCUGUAGACAUGGUGGUAAUCUACAUACCAUGGGCCAUAUAAUAAUAGUCAUACUACUCAUACCCCAACUAUAAACUAUAAAAUAAUAGAGGCAUUUUUUUUGGCAUAGGCCAAAAGUUUUCUUUCAACUAAUCAUCUAGCCUCAUCUAACUAAUGUUAGGCAUACAUGUUCUCACAUAUACACUUAGACUUAAAAGUAGACUAUCAUUAUUAAUUAAUACUAUUAAUUAAAAAUCAGUUCAUAGUUAUAGUUCAGAAAUUAAAUAAGAAAGCCUAGUAAAUUAGUCUGCCUAUGACACAUGUGUUCUAUAACUUUAUAAUUACAAACAUAAUUUUUUUAAAUUUAUUGUUCACAGAGAUAGUCUUUAAGAUGACAAUAUGAGCAUCAAUAGUGCAAGCAAAUUUUCCACACCAGUUAUUGGUAACAGAAAUUCAGAGGAUUUUGACCAUGUCUAUGAGCCAGCAGAAGAUUCCUUUCUAUUGCUGGAUGCUCUUGAGAAUGAACAUUUUUAUUUGCAAGAGCUUAUGUAAGGUCGCAUUUAAAAGAAAAAAUCUACUCAUUUUCUUUUUGUUUAUAAACCACCUUUAUUUUUAAAUCAACAGGCAAUGAAUUUCGUGGAUUAAAAGAAAUGACACAAAGUUACUUUUAUUAUGAAAAUUAAAUUCCCAUUUUCUUUAAUUCAGAAGAGACUUUCAUUAUCUUAGAGUCCAAGGUACACUCAUAUACACUCAUGUGUGUUCCCCCUCUCUUUAGGCAAGAAGUCCCCAACUUGCUGCUUAGUUCUGGGUCUCUUUAAGUAUUGUGGUAACUCUAUUAUCCAGACUAUUUAAACCAGUCAAGUCCACAUAAUAAAAAAAUAUAUAAUCAAGGAAAUACCAUAUUAUAAAUAAUAACUGUAGUUGUUUUUAAAUGCUUUGAGUCUUAAUAUCAAGCAGUCAGAGCAAUCCUGUGGGCCGUGCAGCUCUAGACGACCUCUGAUAUUUAAAGCGGCCCAAAGAUAUAAUUUGGAAAAAAAUGUAACCAUUAACUUUGAAUGCAGGGGGCACAAACUAAAAAAAUGGCAGGGGGCCUCCAAAAUUUAUGUGACAGCUCUGAGUGUUGUGACAUGUUUAUUUUAAUGUCUGCCUUUGACCUGGAAAAAAUGUACAUUCUACAAAUUCCAAUAGCAAAAUCUCUAGAUAAGUAAUGUUUAGAUAAUCAGUUUCUACUGUAGUUGAAUAGCGCUUGUCACUUAAUGGCGGAAAUGUAUUAAUAUAACUGCUGUAAUCAUCCGGGUACUCAGGUCGGACAUAAUGUCAACACUGUUCAUUACUGGUAUGUUAGCGAAGUGGCCCUUAAAGUAAAUGAAAAUUUUGUUUACAAAUAUAUUUUAUUAAAUAUUUUACACAUUUUUUUUACUGCUUUUGCUAUAUUCAAGGAUAUACAUUUUGUGAAAUGGGACUUCAUUGCACGUAUGGCACAUGUAACAGUGACUCUAGAUCAGCGGUUCUCAACCUGUGGGUCGCUACCCUGUUGGGUGUCCAACAACCCUUUCAGGGAGGUCGCCUAAGACCAUCGGAAAACAUAUCUACUCUACAGUUAUGAAGCAGCAACAAAAAUAAUUUUGUGGUUAGGGGUCGCCACAACAAGAGGAAAUGUAUUAAUGGGUCACAUCAUUAAGAAGGUUGAGAACCACUGCUCUAGAUACAAGGAUUGUCGGCACAUGCAGGGUGCUGGGUUUUAUUCAUUUCCUAAAACACACAAAGAUUUAGAAAAAUGUUAAAUUGAAAUAUGGGUUCACGCCUGUAGCAGAGUAGUUUUUUUCGUCCACAGUCUAUCUAAACACAUUUAUGUAUGCAGUAAACAUUUUGUUGGUGGACAAGGUCCCACAGAAAAGUUUCUAGAUCCAAUACUAUACCUCAGCUUUAGACGAGUUUAUUUCAAUUUUCAAUUUCUUAACAUUAACAAUUUGAAAAAUUAUUAAAUUUUUAAUUUAAUUAGGGAUGAUAUAGUCUCAGAGAUUAUUUACUAUUCCAGUGACAUCUGCUUAAACUUAAUAGAUAGUAGGCUAUCCCUACCCCAUUCAUAUUAUAAUUUAUACAGUAAUAAUGUGGUGAUCUGGUGUAAGUCUGACUACAAACUGACAGUAAUUUUAAUACUUUCAUGUAGAUAAAUCUUCAGGUUUUAUAAGUAUAAGUCAUUUUAUUUUAUCUGCAGGUGAAAUGUUUUUCAAAAAAAACAGAAAGAAUCACCCUGAUGAGACUAACAAAGAUGUUUUAAGAUUUGUUUGGCCGGCGUUCUAUAAAUAGUAACAUUGCGUAGUGCGCUAUGAUGUUUUCCGGUCUGAGAAAUGACAAACCCUAUGGCAUCCUUACAGACAAUUAGAAAUUAGCAUAUGCUGUUAUAGGGAAUAUCCUCAUAAUAAUAAUUAUCAUAAUAUUGAGAUUUUCAAUUUUUGUUUUUAAAUCUGACACUGCAAGAAAAGUUUGAAGACCUGAGUUAAAAUCCAAGAUUUAUACAAUGUCCCUAGAAAAUAUAGAGAUUGAAAACGAUUGAUACAACAUCCAGAAUGGAUAGACAGAGGAUUUCUUUCAUUACUAUGAUGAUUAAUACUUGAAUACAAACCACUGUUUAGAAGUGCUAUUUAACUUUUAAUACUCUGUUUUAAAUAUGUGUCAACCUAUGAUUUUACUCUUACUAUUUCGCAAUAAAGUCUCUCCAAGAAUAAUAAGAUAGAUCAACAAGUCAACUAACAAAUCAACUAAAUAAAACCAUGACAUUGCAUACAAUACAACACUUAAAUUAAUCAUUAAAAUAACAUUGAUUAUAUAGCCUAGUUAGAAAUACUUUCAAAAAGUAGUUUUACAAUGAAAUAAGAGUAUAAUUAGAGUUUGAGCUAUUCUUAAUUUCCUUUUCAUACUAAAACUGACCAUAGCCAUAGUGUCCAUAGAAUCACCAAGCCAUCCAAUGCCCAUAGGCAUUUUUUUUUUGGCAUAGGCAAAAAUAUUUCUUUUAACUGAUCAUCCAGCCUAGGGGUCUCCAAACUACGGCCUGCGGGCCGGAUCUGGCCCAACAGGCCAUUUCAUCCGGCCCGCCGACGGUACUUGAAUUUGCUUGAUAAAACGUAUGUUUACCCACAGAAAAGGAACAUUUGUUGGAUUUCACCGCUGCUAACCUGAUGUUGAGUUUCUGAAACUGAAGAACUGGCAUCAGUGUUUGGAACAACUUAUGUCUUAGCAAACAUUUUCAAAAAUGAAGUAUGUGAAGUCAACACAUCGAACCAGAGUGACUGAUAAGCAUUUGAAAACAAUUCUCUUGAUUGGAUGCAGCAAUUCGAAACUAAAUAUUGAAGAAAUCUUGAAGGCCAAACGUGAUUUUCAUUAAUCUCGCUAACCUUUUUUGCUGCUUAGUUUGUGAUAUUCGAAUAUGUGCGCACUACGUCUGAUGUAACUAUCUUUUUCUGUCGUCUUAUUUGAUAACUUUUUUAGAAAAUAAAUAUGUUAGUUGUCUUUGUUUUUUUGUGCAUUGCGUGCCACUCACCCAUGAUUAACAUGGAACACUAAACUUAGUUUUUCACUUUUUUUUUCCAGAGCUUUUGUUCUGGCUUGCAAGUAUUGUACAGAAUGAUUAUCCUGCCAGCGCUCGUCAUUUUUUUCCUUUAUCCGGCCCGCCGUGAAAAAAAUUUGGAGACCCCCUGAUUCAGCCUAAUGUAAUGUUAGGCUUACAUAAUGUCACACACACUUAUUCUAUUAAAAAUCAGUAUAAAGUUCAGUAAUUAGAAAGCCAUUCAAGUUCAAGGUGAAACUAUAUUUGAGUCUGUUUGGGUUUUAUUUCAGUUAGCCUUUUAAGAGGUCAGUUGUGUGCCCUGAGUUUAACUAAUUUUUUCAGUUAAUUUUCAAAAUUGUAUGUUCUAUUAUUUCUAUUUUAAGGCCCAGUAUUUGCCUAGAAGUUGGUUGUGGCUCAGGAAUCUGCAUCACGUUCUUGUCCCAGAUUUUGGAAAAGUCUGCAUUAUUUUUGUAAGGAACUAACUAAUUUUUUGCUAUGCAUUGUGGUAUAGAAGGUAACAACAAAUUAUCUUCAGCAUUAACUUAACCGUCUAUCAAGUAGCACACUUUGAAACAUUCAAAUUAAGCUAUUUAAAAAGACACCCUCCAAAAUUAGACAAGUGAAUCUUAUCUAUAUAUAUUUAAUGUCUGUCUGCACCAGGGAGCUAAGUGACCUUUAAAAAAAAUCACUUUAAAAAAAAUAAUUUUUUUGCAAAAAGUUUAUUGCAUUCAUUUCUCCUACUAUACAGUGGAAAUGACUUCAAUUAAUUGUCAGUAUUAUUAAGUGAAGAUAAGAGUACUCAUAAUACAGUGGUGCUCAGAUUAUGAUUAUAGAGUUUUUUGUGGGGUUUUUUGGGAGAAAACAUGCUUUUUCUUAAAAUAGUUUAUAGAAUAAAGGAACUUUGAAUUAAUCUUAAAAUAUUCAAAACUUUUUGAGUCAUGCUAAGUCGGACUGAUCUUGCCAUACAAUACUGAUUGACUGUUACUGUUAAGUAAUAGACAAACGGAAUAUAAGUUUGGAUUCUCAACCUUGAAACUCCUUCGAUGAUAACAUCAUUAGAAAUCAGAUUGUGAAUUUUAGAAGAGUGCGGUUUCUUUUACUAUUGGUGCUGAGAGAAAUUUAUAAAGUCCUUUUUAAAUCUGUUAUUGCCAUUAGCUGCACCGAUGUUAACCCCCUGGCUGCAGAGAUGGCAUUCCAUACAGGAUGCAAGAAUGGUCAGAAUAUUCACCCCAUUGUUUGUGAUUUGGUGAGUUGUAAAAUUUUGCUUGGACUUACCAGUAGUUUUGAUUGUUAAGAUUAAUAUUGGUGCAUUAGGGUAUCAUUGUAAUUUUAAUUUUUUUAAAAUAAUUAGCGUACAUUUAUUCUCUUUGCUUUUUAGAGAGAAAUAACUUUUCCCACCUAGUUCCUUCAUGCUAUUUUGUAUCUCUGACUCUGAAGUUAAUGCUUUGGUUUAACACAAAAACAUGAGUAAUUUACAUGAUUUUGUUUCGUUAAAUGAAACAAUACCAAGUUCAUUGAUGCUUCAGUUUUAGGUAUUGCUUAAAAAUUAAAAGAAUGUUUUACUUUUGUUGGCUUGCAGGCAAAUGGAGUUGAAAGCAGACUUGAAGGAAAUGUUGAUGUAUUGAUCUUUAACCCUCCUUAUGUUGUUACUCCUUCAGAAGAGGUAAUUUUUAAAACAUUCAAUAACAAACUCUUUCUUUGGUGUGAGAAUAUUUAAGUGUGCCUUAUAUCAGUUUUUUGGUAAACCGUUCAGUGGGAAAGACAAGGUGGAAUAGAUCUACACCCCCAUUCCUCUCUGGUUCUCAAUACCAAUAUUGAUCUUUUUUUUUUUAGUUUUCUCCGUUUAGUCGACCAGAGACAGAGGAAUUGUUUAUUAAUUGCUGGUCUGCCGAUCUUAUCCAAAUUGUGUUUUGAAAUUCACAAUUUUGUAUUACUCUUAGUAGGAUGUCUGACAGAAUUAUGUUAACAUUUCCAAGGUAGCCACCAAGGGUAUCUCUGCAUCAUGGGCUGGUGGCAUCAGAGGAAGAGAAGUUGUUGACAGAUUUUUACCUAAAAUAAACAAACUUCUAUCACCCAAGGGAGUAUUUUACUUAGUAGGUAUUGAGGAAAAUGAUCCAGGUAUUAGCAUCAAGCUUUUAUUGAUGAAUCAAUUUGUAAUUGUAUGUUUUUUAGCGAUUAAAUGUUUCUGUUUGUGGUCUGGUAGUGUAGUGUACACUCAUGUCUUUAUUUAUUAAUUUUAAACAUCUUAUAUUUUAAAAUAAGUUAAUUAUAAUUAUCAAAGUGAUUCAUUUCCAAUGGGGUUAUUGACUUUAUUUUGUUAUUUAAUUAUUUAUAUAAUUCUUUUUCUUCUUAUAUUUCUACAAAAAAAAUUAUGUUUUUAUUUUUUUUAGCUGACAUUGAGAAAUACAUGUCAAGGCAAGGCUUUCAAAUGACAAUGGUUGGGAAACGAAGAGCUGGUCGUGAACAUUUAUUUGUUUUAAAGUUUACAAGGAUAAAAAAAUCAGGUAGAUGCCAGUAA